CGGGCCCGGCGCGAUGUCGGAGCUGGAGCGGCUGCGGCUCAGCGACAUCCCCGAGGGCCGGCAGCGACUGCGGGAGCAGCACGGCAACCUGCUGCGGGUGGCCGACUACUGCCACAGCAACUACCUGCAGGCCGGCGACAAGAGGAAGGCGCUGGAGGAGACGAUGGCUCUGAGCACGCAGUCCCUGGCCAGUGUCACCUACCAGGUCAGCAGCCUGGCCACCGCCUUCCUGCGCCUGCUGGACCUGCAGGCGGCCCAGCUGCGCCAGGUGGAGGCUGAUGUCACCUGCGUGGCACAGAGCGUGGACAUCCACCAGGAGAAGGUGGCGCGGCGCGAGAUCGGCGCCCUGACCGUCCCCAGGAGCUGCCCGAGCCUCCCCAAGGUCGCGGCCCCCCCGGAGCCCCCCGUGCUGGAACCCUACUACAGGAGACCCCUCAGCUUCAGCACGCUGGACCACGUCGGCCACGGGGUGAAGGACACCAGCACGCAGCUGUCCCGCACCGGCACGCUGGCUCGGAAAAGCACCAAAUCCUCCUCGGCAGUGGCUGCGGGAACGCUGGGGAGGAGCAGCCGCGUUCCCGAGCCGGUGCCGCCGCCCGUGGUUCCCGCGGGGAAGCUCCCGAGCGGCUCCUGCGGCCCCUCCCCGCUGCCCCCCAGCUCCAGCGGGACCCCGGCAGCUCCUGGGGACGGAAUUCCAGCCCCGCCACCACUGCCAGGGCCACCCCUGCUGGCACCGUCCCCUCCAGGGCCACCCCCUCCUGCCACUGCCGUCCCACCUCCGCCACCCCUCCCUGGGGACCUGCUGCCACCUCCCCCUGGGGACCUGCUGCCACCUCCCCCUGGGGACCUGGCCGUGCCCCCACCGGAGCUCCCACCCCCAGCCCCCGAGGACCUCGAGCUGCCGCCACCACCCUCAGCUGUGCCUGACUUUGGGGACCUGGCCCUGCCACCGCCACCAGCCGCAGAGGACCCCCCGUGGGACCCCCAGAGCUACCUGUAGGAAGCCCUAGAUCCCAGCUCUGGAUCCCAGCCCUGGAUCCCAACCCUGGAUCCCAGCUCUGGAUCCCAGCCCUGGAUCCCAGCCCUGGAUCCCAGCCCAGAACUGGACCCUGGGCACAGAGCAGAGCUCGCUGUCCCCGUGGGCUCCAGGGAUGUUCCAGCCCCAAAACCCCUCCCCUGCCCGUCCCCUGCCUGUCCCCUGCCCGUCCCCUGC
Messenger RNA from Serinus canaria (Common canary), 1213 nucleotides. It is a transcript of the gene ABI3, whose product is annotated as ABI family member 3. Gene Ontology annotation, biological process: regulation of cell migration. NCBI's taxonomy places the organism in Eukaryota, Metazoa, Chordata, Aves, Passeriformes, Fringillidae. Gene Ontology annotation, molecular function: SH3 domain binding. The record is from RefSeq and is a predicted model, not a curated record. The transcript is spliced from 8 exons. Bases 14 to 1000 code for a protein of 328 amino acids. Gene Ontology annotation, cellular component: lamellipodium.